AUGCAAGGACUUUUUCCUUUUUCAUCUUCAACAAAUCAUAUUGCAAAUCGAUCUUGUUUUGAUUCACAAGAAUCAUCUCAAGGACAUUUUAUAAUUGUCUUAAUAGAUGCACUUCGUGCUGAUUAUGUUUUUAAUAAAAAUAGUUCGUAUUAUUUAAAAAGUAUAGAAAAAUUCGAAGAAGAAGGAAAAGCUUUAUCAAUAAAACUACGUACACAUAGUCCAACAGUAACAUUACCACGAUUAAAAGCAAUCUUAACAGGUACAAUUCCAUCAUUUUGGGAUGUUUUAUUUAAUUAUAAUUCAAGUCAACUUCAAUUAGAUAAUUUAUUAUUUCAAUAUAAAAGAAAAUAUCCUGAAAAGAAAAUUAUUUUCUAUGGUGAUGAUACAUGGGUGAAAUUAUUUCCAGAUUCUAUUUUUCAUCGAUCUUAUGGUCUUCAAUCAUUUUUUGUUACGGAUUUUAAAGAAAUUGAUUUAAAUGUUACUCAUGGUCUUUAUAAUGAAUUAAAUCAAAUGAAUGAAUGGGAUUUUUUAAUCGUUCAUUAUUUAGGUCUUGAUCAUAUUGGUCAUGCAUUUGGAGCAUUUAAUUCAUUUAUUAAAGAUAAAUUAAUUGAAAUGGAUGAAGUUAUUGAAAAAAUUGUUUCCAAAAUGAAUAAAAAUGAUCUUCUAUUAAUAACAGGUGAUCAUGGAAUGAUUGAUCAAGGUGGACAUGGUGGUUCAUCAGAUGCUGAAAUUUAUGUUCCAGCAAUAUUUAUUUCUCAUAAAUUAAAAGAAAAUAUUUCGAAGAAGAAGAAGAAUAAUGAAGAAUAUUUUCAAAUUGAUUUAACACCAACAUUAAGUGCAUUACUUGAAAUAGCAAUUCCAUAUAAUAAUCUUGGAAUAUUAAUUGAAAAUGUUUUAAAACAUUUUUAUCAUUCAGAUAAAUUAAAUUUAUUCAAAUGUUUAAUUGAUGAUAAUCGAAGACAAUUAUUUAAUCUUCUAUCAAAUACAAAAUUAUCAACUUCAUUAAAUGAUCUUCACAUAAUUCGGAAUCAAGCAAUGUUAAUAGCAAAUGAACAAGAUUUAAGGAUGCUUUUAUUAAGUAUAAUCCUCUUUUGGUCUAGUUUAAUUAUCUUUUGGUUUAAUAUUCAAAAAAUAUCUCUUCUAUCGAUUAUUCUAUUGAGUUUAGUUUAUUUAAUAUCGAAUAAUCUAUUUCUUAGUUUGGCUAUUGGUGCUAUUAGUUUUUGUAUAAUUGUUAUUGGAACAGGUGAAAGAAAGAUAGGAUAUAAUAAAAUUAAUAAUGAAGGAAAAACUUUGUCAAGUCAAUUAUUAAUGUGGUAUCCAUUAUUUCAUAUAAUAUCAUUAUUUUCAAGUAGUUUUAUUGAAGAAGAACAUCAAACUUGGUAUUAUUUAUUAUCAACUUAUUUAUUAAUUCGAACAAUAGAAGAAAAAUCUUUUAAAUAUUUAUUUAUGUUAAUUUUAUCACGUUUAAUACGUUCAUGGAAUCAAACAGGAAAUAAAUGGUUAAAUAUUCCAGAUAUUGGAGAUUUUCUCAAUAGGAGUGAAAAUGUUGUUUAUUUAUUUUCAAUUCAUUUUCUAUCAUCAAUAAUAUUUCUAUAUUUAUUAAAUAAAUCUAAACGAUCUUCUAUAACAUAUUUAUUACCAAUAAUUGUUUUAAUUUAUCGAUGGAAUCUGUUCAAUUCAUUAACAUCAGUAAUACCAUUAUUAUAUUAUGGUUUAUUAGGUUAUUUAAUUGUUCGGAAAGAAAUUUCAAUAGAAAAUCUUCUAUUUAGUUUAUUAUAUAUUUUAUGUCGUCCACAUAAUUGUUUGAUAAUAAUUAUUCAUAUGAUAUUUUAUCAAUUUUUAAAUAUAAAUGAUUCUCGUUUAGCAUUUAUUUUAAGUCAAUCAGCAUUUUUUCAUUUAGGCAAUUCAAAUUCAUUUGUAACAAUUGAUAUAUCAACAGGUUUUGUUGGUAUUCCAAUCUAUCUUCCAAUAAUUCAUGGACUAUUAAUAUAUUUAUCAACAUAUGGUUUAUCAAUAAUUUGGUUAUUAAAAUUAUCAAAAGAAGAACGAACUGAUUCUUUAUUACAAUUAACAUUAAUAAAUAGUUCAUUUGUUUUCUGUAUUUUUCUUCAACGUUAUCAUUUAUUUGUUUGGACUGUAUUUGCUCCGAAAGUUUUUUAUUUAUGUGCGCAAACAGCUUUUAAUUUGCUACUAUUUCUGUGA
Molecule: messenger RNA, 2202 nt
Organism: Adineta steineri
Lineage: Eukaryota; Metazoa; Rotifera; Eurotatoria; Adinetida; Adinetidae
Source: the annotation of a GenBank genome assembly